Ogataea philodendri is the source of this 219-nucleotide messenger RNA. RefSeq lists its product as uncharacterized. The record is from RefSeq and is a predicted model, not a curated record. The coding region runs from base 1 to 219 and encodes 72 amino acids. NCBI's taxonomy places the organism in Eukaryota, Fungi, Ascomycota, Pichiomycetes, Pichiales, Pichiaceae. The transcript has a single exon.
AUGGAAUGGUCGUCGAGCCUGCUAUGGUUCAUCGAUUUGGCAAUCAACGAGAAAUGGCCAUUGUGCGGCGGAUUGAACGACGAAUCAAGCACCAGAAUCUGUUUGGUCAAUGGGAGAAUGAACUGGUUGGCUGGUGCUGUGUACACCAACUUGAAAGAGUUGUGUCCCGCAGACAGAAUCGACUGCAACUGGGAAGUUAAAGAAGACAUGAUAAUUUAA